UUUACUUUUAUACUGUUCCCAAAACGCUGCAGACAGUAUCAUAAAGUUAGGAAACCUACCCGGAGCUGUCUGAGAAAAAAAAAAGGAAAUUGGAGGUGGCGAAAUCUGAUUACCGGAGGAAAGGGAUAUGGCGGUGGCAGAUGACGGGAAGCUAAACAUAGAGGAGCAUCCUCCUCUCUGGGGAUCUCGCAGCGUCGAUUGCUUCGAGAAGCUCGAACAAAUCGGCGAAGGAACUUACGGGCAAGUUUACAUGGCUAAAGAUAUCAAAACUGGUGAAAUCGUGGCUCUUAAAAAGAUCCGUAUGGACAAUGAAAAAGAAGGGUUUCCUAUAACUGCUAUCCGGGAGAUAAAAAUUCUCAAGAAGCUGCAUCAUGAGAAUGUCGUUGAGCUUAAAGAGAUUGUUACUUCACCCGGUAAUGUAUUUAUAUUAACACACACUUCCCACGCGGAGAUUAGUUUAGUUUACAGAGAGAGUCUAACUUUCAUGACUGUUUCUGUCUCUGUUAAAGGUCGGGACACGGAUGACCAAGGAAAGCCAGAUAACAAUAAAUACAAGGGAGGGAUCUAUAUGGUUUUUGAGUACAUGGACCAUGAUUUGACUGGACUCGCUGAUCGUCCUGGACUGAGAUUCACUAUUCCUCAAAUCAAGUGUUACAUGAGGCAACUACUCACCGGGCUUCACUACUGUCACGCGCACCAAAUUCUCCACCGUGAUAUAAAAGGCUCGAAUCUCCUUAUUGACAAUGAGGGACAGCUGAAGCUGGCUGAUUUUGGGCUUGCAAGGAUGUAUUCUCAGGAUCAUUCUGGAAACCUCACUAAUCGUGUCAUCACCUUGUGGUAUAGGCCUCCUGAGUUACUACUCGGGGCCACAAAGUAUGGCCCAGCAAUUGAUAUGUGGUCCGUUGGUUGCAUAUUUGCUGAACUUUUGUAUGCAAAACCAAUCUUGCCUGGCAAAAAUGAGAAUGAACAAUUGAGCAAGAUUUUUGAGCUUUGUGGAUCACCUGAUGAAAAUAAUUGGCCUGGGGUUUCCAAGAUGCCUUGGUUUAACAAUUUUAAGCCAUCACGGCCGUUGAAGAGACGCGUGAGAGAGUUCUUCGGACAGUACCAAGUCUUUGAUCGCCAUGCACUUGAACUACUGGAUAAAAUGUUGGUUCUUGACCCAUCACAGAGAAUAACUGCAAAGGAUGCUCUUGAUGCCGAGUACUUUUGGACUGAUCCUCUGCCAUGUGACCCAAAGAGUCUACCUACAUAUGAGGCAUCACAUGAGUUCCAGACAAAGAAAAAGAGGCAAGAGCAGCGACAAAGAGAGGAAGCAGCAAAAAGACAGAAACUGCAGCAUCCACAUCAGCAGCACUCUCGCUUGCCUCCAUUACAACACGGUGGCCAAUCUCACGCUGCUGCUCCACAUUGGCCUGCCCAUCCUACCAACAACGCACCACCGCAAGUACCUGCUGGACCAAGCCACCACUACUAUGGGAAGCCUCGCGGUCCACCUGGUCCAAAUCGAUACCCUCCUAGCGGAAACCAGAGCAGGGGUUAUAAUCAGAGCCGAGGAGGUUACAGCAGCAGCGGAUCAUAUCAUCAGCAAGGACGGGGAGCUCAUUAUGUGGGCGUUGGUCCUAGAGGGCCUAGUGGUGGUGCCUACGGGGUUGGACCACCUAACUACACACAAAGUGGUCAGCAUGGUGGCUCUGGAAGAGGUCAGAACCCAAUGGGUGGUAGUAGAAACCAGCAAUAUGGAUGGAAACAGUAAAGAGCUCUCUGUCAUUUGUCUAAGAUCUUAACUCAUGUGAGUUAAGUAAUUAAACAUAAAUAUGAGAUAUUGAAUCUCUUUUCAUACACUAUUUCUGACUUUAUUAUAGUGAGAUUGACAAUAUAUGCUGAAAAAAAUUGAGCAA
Messenger RNA from Brassica napus (rape), 1898 nucleotides. Its product is annotated as cyclin-dependent kinase C-1. Bases 128 to 1753 code for a protein of 541 amino acids. The transcript has 11 exons. Gene Ontology annotation, biological process: protein phosphorylation; positive regulation of transcription elongation by RNA polymerase II. Gene Ontology annotation, cellular component: nucleus; cyclin-dependent protein kinase holoenzyme complex. Gene Ontology annotation, molecular function: RNA polymerase II CTD heptapeptide repeat kinase activity; cyclin-dependent protein serine/threonine kinase activity; ATP binding. The record is from RefSeq and is a predicted model, not a curated record. NCBI's taxonomy places the organism in Eukaryota, Viridiplantae, Streptophyta, Magnoliopsida, Brassicales, Brassicaceae.